AUGACCCAUGAGUUCUUACAGCCGUUUUACCAGGCCACCCUGGAACAGCAGAUGGAAUGGGCAUCAAUCGAUCAGGUGCUGGAGAAUAUGGAUAUUCUUUUCAAGCAGUUUGAGGAUGCCAAGGUCAAAUACGUGGACAACGCGCACAUGGUUAAUUCCGUGCAUAUGGGCUGGUGGGUUCUCUCGAAGUAUUACGAGGAGAGCGACAAGAAUCCCAUAAAUGCCACGGCAUUAUUGCUCCACCCAGAAAAACGCCGCUUGAAUGGUGGUGCCGAGAAGAACAAAGGAUGGAGUACCCACGCUUGCUUGGGCCGAGGAAUGGCAGCAGACGGCCAUUGA
Messenger RNA from Metarhizium robertsii ARSEF 23, 339 nucleotides. RefSeq lists its product as uncharacterized. Lineage: Eukaryota; Fungi; Ascomycota; Sordariomycetes; Hypocreales; Clavicipitaceae. Bases 1 to 339 code for a protein of 112 amino acids. The record is from RefSeq and is a predicted model, not a curated record. The transcript is spliced from 2 exons.